AUGUUGGCCGGCAACAAGUGCUCCUGGUGCGAUGCGUCGGCCGUACCCAGCGCCUGCUACACCAAAGAAAACGCGGCCAAGCUGCCCUCCGCCGUGUUCACCUGCUCCGCCCGCCGCGCCUCCGAACUGCUGCCCCGAGUGGAGGGACUGGGGGGGGAGAGGGAGGGUAUGAUCAGGCCGAGAAGCUGGGAGAGCUCCCACGAGCAGCUGGGCGACGCGGAGAUGCCCUCGGACUUCACGUGGUGCAACAAGGAUGGCAAGAGCUACUGCACCAUGUCCCGCAACCAGCACAUCCCCCAGUACUGCGGCAGUUGCUGGGCACACGGAGCCAUUUCAGCUCUGGGCGACCGCAUCAAGAUCGCCCGAAAGGGCGCGGGUGUGGACAUUAACCUGGCAGUGCAGCACCUGCUGAACUGCGGAAGCGUUGGCACCUGCAAGGGCGGGUCUGUGGACGGGCCCUACCAGUGGCUCAAGGUCUGGGGGCUUUGGCUUUGUCGCCGGCGAGGGCAGAGGGCUCAUGGUGAAUGA
Molecule: messenger RNA, 528 nt
Organism: Effrenium voratum
Lineage: Eukaryota; Dinophyceae; Suessiales; Symbiodiniaceae
Source: the annotation of a GenBank genome assembly